CAGCGGUCCUAAGAGAUGGGCCCGAGAGAAGUCACCGGUCACGGGAGGGGCACUUUCGAGCUUCGGCUAAAUGCCAGGCUCUGGAUGCACUGCCUGACUCCAGCGGCGCUGCUUCGGGCCGCACGUGCAGGGCACCCUGGUGGCCGGAGCCUCCACAGCAGCACAGUGGCAGCGACCUACAAGUUUGUGAACAUGCAGGAGCCCUCGAUGGACAUGAAGUCAGUCACCGACCGGGCGGCUCAGACCCUGCUGUGGACUGAGCUCAUCCGAGGCCUGGGCAUGACCCUGAGCUACCUGUUCCGGGAGCCGGCCACCAUCAACUACCCAUUCGAGAAGGGCCCGCUGAGCCCGCGCUUUCGGGGGGAACACGCGCUGCGCCGCUACCCGUCCGGAGAGGAGCGCUGUAUCGCUUGCAAGCUGUGUGAGGCCGUCUGCCCCGCGCAGGCCAUCACCAUCGAGGCCGAGCCGCGGGCCGACGGCAGCCGCCGCACCACGCGCUACGACAUCGACAUGACCAAGUGCAUCUACUGCGGCUUCUGCCAGGAGGCUUGCCCCGUGGACGCCAUCGUCGAGGGCCCCAACUUCGAGUUCUCCACGGAGACGCACGAGGAGCUGCUGUACAACAAGGAGAAGCUGCUCAACAACGGGGACAAGUGGGAGGCCGAGAUCGCCGCCAACAUCCAGGCCGACUACCUGUACCGCUGAGGCCCCGCCCCGCGGCCCCGCCCCUCGCCCGCGGCCCAAUAAAAGAGCUCUGCCCGCC
Suricata suricatta (meerkat) is the source of this 763-nucleotide messenger RNA. RefSeq names its product NADH:ubiquinone oxidoreductase core subunit S8 (gene NDUFS8). Gene Ontology annotation, cellular component: membrane. Gene Ontology annotation, biological process: mitochondrial respiratory chain complex I assembly; mitochondrial electron transport, NADH to ubiquinone. The record is from RefSeq and is a predicted model, not a curated record. Bases 16 to 705 code for a protein of 229 amino acids. Lineage: Eukaryota; Metazoa; Chordata; Mammalia; Carnivora; Herpestidae. Gene Ontology annotation, molecular function: NADH dehydrogenase activity; 4 iron, 4 sulfur cluster binding. The transcript has 7 exons.